Molecule: messenger RNA, 1568 nt
Organism: Plectropomus leopardus (leopard coralgrouper)
Lineage: Eukaryota; Metazoa; Chordata; Actinopteri; Perciformes; Serranidae
Gene: slc24a5
Product: solute carrier family 24 member 5
Biological process (GO): calcium ion transmembrane transport; intracellular calcium ion homeostasis; melanocyte differentiation
Cellular component (GO): trans-Golgi network; membrane
Molecular function (GO): calcium, potassium:sodium antiporter activity; calcium channel activity
Source: RefSeq, a predicted model, not a curated record
AUGAGUAAGGUUGCAGCUCUGCAGAAAAAGAGGAGAAAAGAUUUUAUACCGUACUUUCUUGGAUUUGUAAUAUUUUUGUAUUGCACGGUCCAGCUUGUAUCAUUUACAGCAAAAACAGCUCAGGAGAGCCACUCUGCCAGGGUGCGUCGGGCUCUUGAGAAUGAGACUGACUGCAUCUCACCACAAUCCUCCGAGUUUCCUGAGGGUUUCUUCACGGUGCAGGAGAGGAAGGAUGGAGGGCUGGUCAUUUAUUUCAUGCUCAUUUUCUACAUGCUCCUGGCUGUCGCGAUAGUCUGUGAUGAUUACUUUCUGCCAUCACUUGAAGUGAUUAGUGAACGUCUGGGACUGUCUCAGGAUGUUGCAGGAGCCACAUUUAUGGCAGCUGGAAGUUCUGCACCUGAACUGGUCACAGCAUUUCUGGGUGUGUUUGUGACAAAGGGAGACAUCGGGGUCAGCACCAUCGUGGGAUCAGCCGUCUACAACCUGCUAGGAAUCUGCGCUGCGUGUGGACUCUUGGCCUCUAUGGCCGGCCGCCUCACCUGCUGGCCACUGUUCAGGGACUGCCUGGCUUAUGGCAUCAGUGUCUCUGCUGUUAUUGCCAUCAUUUCUGAUAACAAGGUGUACUGGUAUGACGCUGCCUGUCUGCUGCUGGUCUACGGCGUCUACAUCGUCGUUCUGUGCUUUGACCUUCGCAUCAGUGAGUUCGUCCUGAGGAAGCUGAGCCCCUGCUGCACCUGCCUGGGUAAAGGACCUGGUGAGAAGACUGAGACGCAGCCUCUGAUGGGCUGGAAUGAUGAAACCAGUCUGCGAGUCCACAGUCGCUCCAGAACAGACAGCGGGAUCUUUCAGGACGACUCGGGAUACUCUCACCUCUCCCUCAGCCUGCAUGGCCUCAAUGAGAUUCCUGAAGAGAGUAAAAGUGUGUUUGCGGUGCCGGAGAGCGACCUGAAACGCAUCCUCUGGGUUCUGUCUCUGCCUAUCAUCACUCUGCUCUUCCUGACCAUCCCUGACUGCAGGAGACGGUUCUGGAAGCAAUGGUUCAUGAUAACCUUCCUCAUGUCCGCUGUCUGGAUCUCUGGUUUCACAUACAUACUGGUGUGGAUGGUCACUGUUGUUGGUGAGACCCUCGGCAUCCCUGAUACAGUUAUGGGACUCACUCUGCUUGCCGCUGGAACCAGUAUACCUGACACUGUGGCCAGUGUGAUGGUGGCCAGAGAAGGGAAAGCUGACAUGGCCAUGUCCAACAUUGUGGGCUCUAAUGUUUUCGACAUGCUGUGCCUGGGCCUGCCUUGGUUCAUCAAGACCGCUUUUGUGGACACCAACAACCCCGUAGAGGUCAACAGCUCAGGACUUGUCUUUAUUUCCUCCACGCUCCUCCUUUCAAUUGUCUUUCUUUUCGUAGCUGUUCACGUUAACGGCUGGAAAUUGGACUGGAAAUUGGGACUGAUUUCUCUCUUCUGCUACAUUCUCUUUGCCACUCUGUCCAUCCUGUAUGAGCUGGGGAUUAUUGGGAAUAAUCCCAUAAGACUGUGCAGUGACUGAGAUCUGACCUGUCCGGGACUGAAGCC